GGCCAGGGUCCGGUUCCGGUUCGUACGUAGCUAUCUCCGCCUCAGCUCUCGCGCAGCUCCCAUGUCCGGGGAAGUCUCGCGGCACCAACGCAGCUACAGCUGCUGGCGAUGUGAGCCCAUCUUCCUGGUCGGCUGCGCAUGAUCUACCAUUCUACCCUGUGCUCAGCUGUAAGCCGGGCAGUGCCGAGUGAUACAGAGCUGCUGCCACUGCUACUCUCUACCGCCCUAUGCAGACGUGGAGCCUCGUCUUUGAGGCUCUGCCACCGCUGUGAUGAGCCUCAUCAUGAGUAGCUACUGCAAUGUCAUAGCUCGAGAAUUUUUGUCAGAUGUUAACAAGCUAUGCAGUGCGGGAAGAGAAAUCAGGGAUGAUGAAGAAGAGGAAAGCCACAUGGCAGUACUUGUUGAAUACCUCAUGAAAGGGCGUGGACUUUUUCUGCUCAAUACUCUCAAUAGCAAUGUUGAUCAGGAUCUCACCUGUAGAGAGGAACUCAUUACUCUUAUUUUGUCUCUUCUGCCACUGGUGUGGAAAAUUCCGGUUGAUGAAGAAAUGACCAGAGAGUUAAAUCCAUGUUCUGCUGAAAUUGAAUCUUUUCCUGCUAAAGAAAGUCUGCCAAAUCUUCAGAAAAAGACUGAUGGUGAAGGGACUUCCCAUUUUGACUGUUUACAUACAUUAAAUGUCAACUCACUGCCCCAUAAAUCAAGACGUCAGUCCAAAAACAUACCUCGUUCUUUAAAGGAGGGAAAAAAACUACUAUCUUCAUCAGACUCAGAAGCAACCUUGGAUGACAAGUCCUCAUUGAUCAAGCAGAGACAUCCACAAAUUUUAAAACCACCUUCUGUAUACAAUGUACAGGAGUCUAGCAUAACUGAUAAAGGUCCAGUAUUGCAGAAAGCGGAAGGCAAACCAAAUGUAGAUAUCAGGAUUUGUGAGAUUCCAAUAGAGACACAUUCAUUACAAGAAAUUGGCUCUCUGAAAAAUAAGACAACCUCCCCUUUUGAUCUUUGUCAAAUAUUGUUGUUUUUGCUUGAAAAAGUCUGCAGAUUUGAUAUAACAUUAAAUCAUAGUUCUUCACUUUCUGCUUCUGUCAUUCCAGCAUUAAUAGAAUAUCUAUCAGGUUUUGGUGAUUGCUAUUCACCUGUAAGGGCAACACUACCAACAGGUUGGACUGAGGAGCCUGUUGCAUUAGUGCAGAGGAUGCUGUUCCGCACCGUGUUAUGCCUUCUGUCAGUAGACAUUAGCAGUAAGGAUGUUAUGCCUGAUAAUCUUCGAAAAAAUCUUACUGAUUUGUUAAGAACAUCUUUGAAAUAUAAAUCGUACUUAAAUAAAAAGACGUAUUUACACCAAAAGCAUUUAAUGCAAGAAGUUGGUGACAACUUCAAAUUACCACAUUAUCAUCAUGAAGCUUUUUUGAUACCUGAACUCCUUGAAGGUGUUUUGCAGAUCAUAUUAUCAUGUCUUAAGAGUGCAGCACCGAACCCUCUUUAUUUCAGUCAAACUAUUGAACUUUUGCAUGAGUUUAUACAGCAUAGUGGAUUUGAUCUUUUUGAAAACACAAUCCUUCGAAUGGAAUCUAUAGGUUUGCAAUAUGAAACUCUCUAUUCUCAGGCUGCAGACCAUGUAUUAAUACUGAUCAGUAGUGUAACAAAAAUAAUCAGUGUGAUAAAAAAAGUAAAAUCUGAGCAACUUCAUCAGUCAAUGUGUAUGAGAAAAAGGCACCGGCGAUGUGAAUUCUCACACUUUAUGCAUCAUCACAGAGACCUUUCAGGGCUUCCAGUUUCACUUUUCAAAAGUCAAAUUUUCAAGAAUCCUUUUGAAGAAGAUGCAUGUGGAGAAGUCCACUAUCCUGAAAGGAGUUGCUGUAUCGCAGUGUGUGCACAUCAAUGCUUGCAUUUACUUCAGCGUGCAUCAGAGAAUGCUACAUGCCUACAGAUUCUCUUCGGUAUCCAGAAUGUUGGAAUUUGCUGUUGCAUGGAUCCCGCAUCUGUUAUCACACCUCUUCUUUAUGCUUUUAAGCAGCCAGCCUUAAAAAAUGUACAACACCAAAUCCAAGCUAUCCUUGCAGAUCUUUUAUUGGAUCAGUUGGGUGGAGGUGAAAGUCUGCCUACUGUUAAACAAGUGUCUUGCAACAUAUGUGUUAUGGAUGGUGAUCAUUUAGCUGAAUUGCAGGAUACAAUUCAUGGCAAAGCUGAGUCAACUUCUUUAACUGGUUUGUGUAGCACAUCUUACAGGUUUCAAGGUGUUUUACCAAGCAGUGGCUCAGAAGACAUGAUGUGGAAAUGGGAUUCCUUGGAAGCUUAUCGGGAACCUGUUUUUGGAGAUAAUCCAUUACUGAGUUUGCAGAUUGCUGACCACAUUUGCCACCUAAUCCAAAAAGGAAAUGCAGUUAUUAAGUGGAAAAUAUAUACCCUUCUUUUUAAUGGAGUCUUGCAAAGAGGGGUGGAGAUGGCUCAUCAUUCUCAACAGAUGGGCAUUUCUACAAUAUGCAGCCAGACAGGCAGCUGUCACAAAAGUUGUUUACCAGAAGAAGUGAUUAAGAUUUACUUAAAAGUUUUACCGGAAUUACUGAAAUCCAGGGUAAUGCAAGAAAUAUUUUUGAAUUCUAAUGGUCUGAAUCAAAUUACCGAGCUUAAUUAUUUGGAUCCUCUGAGGUGUUUCUGUUUGAAAAUAUUCGAAGAACUUAUUUGCUUUGGAGAACAGCAGAGUCCUUUGCUAGACAUUGGAAGCAACGAUACAAACCCAAUUGUUUUGGAUUUCCCUGUUCAUCUUUUAAAACCCCAACAAUGCUUAAAUGUUUCUCAGAAUUUAUGUAAAGUCUACAGUGAUCUGAAAGAAUCAUGUCCAAAGAAAAGAGAGGAUAUUCAUCAGAAAAUUAACCUGAUAAACCUACUUCUAUGUUUGGCGUUUUUGAGUGUGAGCAAAGAUGCAGAGUCUGAUCUGGAAUCUGUCAAUGAGUCUGAGGACACGUCUGGUUAUGACAGCACUGCUAGUGAACCGCUCAAUAUUUUACCAAAGCUGAAUGUUGAAAGCUUGGUCUUUCCAUUCCCAGAACAAAUACACCGAGCAGCAGACAUUUGGUCAAUGUGUCAUUGGCUUUACCUGACAAAUUCAAUGUUCCAGAAGCAAUUUUACAAAAUUGGUGGCUUUGAUGUGUGUUACAGACUUGUCCUUAUGAUGAUCCAGAAAUUUUCUAGUUUUGACGAUUUUAGCAGUCGGACUCAUUCUACAUCAUGCUCUGAAAAAGUAAACCAAAUUGUGGAAGAAACUUGUGGGAUUAAAUCCUAUAAAAGUGAAUUUGAAAGUCAACAUCUAUGUCAUCAUCCUCAACUUGCAACAACUGAAACUUCAAGUGUAUUACCUGUGCCUACAAAUUAUGUGAAAGAGUGUUCCAUUGAAGCAGUAAGAUUGUUUGAAGCGUCAUUAGCUAUUUGUCUCCAUAGUGCACAUAACAGCCAACUGAAAAUAGAUUUGGAAACAUCUCAGAAUCUGUCAAUUCAACAUCUAAUGCUUGAAAUUCAGGAGCUUCUUGCAAAAUCAAGAAUACUUCAGACUAACCUUGCCCCACAUAUUUUUGAUUGCCUUCUCCGUAUUGCUGUGUCAGAUUUUUCUUUUGUGUCUGAUAAUGUUGAGGAGCAAAAAGAAAAGGUCCACAAAACUGAUCAGCCAGUCUUAAAACAUGGAGAUAUCUGUGAAGAAGCGGAUGAAGUUCAUAGUUGUAAUUUAAGUCUUUUUGCUGAGGAAGAAGGAUAUGAAGCGGACAGUGAAAGUAAUCCAGAGGAUGCAUCUGAGGAUGAUGAAAAGAAAAUUGACGUAGAAGAAAUUGGAAGCACAACUGACCAAAUAGAGGCGAACAGUGAUGGAGAAUUAUUAUAUCCAGAAAUUUGUGCGGUAGUGCUGAAUUUGCUGUCUGGCGAUCAUACAAACCUCACCUUGAUUACUAGUGUCUUCUACAGCCUCUUGAAAAUUAUGAAGACAAAGAAAAAAAACAUUUUACUGCUAGUACAGCAAGGAACAACAAAAACUUUACUGAUGGGAUUUCAGUUCAUUUUAGCAAACACUGAUCCUGGAAUAGAAGAAUGUCAUGAAGUACUGAUUGACCUCUUGGUCACAUUAAUGAGCUACAGCAUCAGUUCAGAUGAGCUAGCGCUAUUCCUCCAUUGUUUUCUGGAGAAAACCUUACCCACUGAAAUGCUUCUAAAAGGAAUUCUGAGUAUUACAGAGGCAAACAACUGCAUGGUACCUCUGAAAUUCAUGACGUUUCCUCUUCAGCAAAACCUAACUGGAGCAAGCAGUGCUGCACAGAAAUCUACCGCUUCAACCAGUGGAAAAAUCACAGGACUGUUUAGAAGAACAAAAGUUUUGCAAAGUAAAGAUAUUCAUGGUGAAAAUUUGCUUUCCGCAUGGCGCAUUGCUCCUAUUCAUUUACCUUUGAUUGGGCAGAAUAUGUCGGAUGGUUUUAGUUUUACAUUGUGGAUGAAACUGGAGUACAACUUCGAAUCGGAUAUUUUGAUGAGUAAAGGAAAACAAAGCAAGAAAAAAAAUAAGCAGUUUCUUGUUCACACGCAAAAUACAGUUUCCAAGAAUAUUGGACCAGAUUGUUCCACUUCUGACUCACUUGUAGAUGAUGGCUGUAUGCAUGUGGUUUCCAUGGGUUCUAAGGUGCUGAUGAUGCAGAUCUGGGUCAGCAUGACUACUGGGCGUUUUAUUUUUAGAGUGUGCACAAAUACAAAUGAUGAAUUUAAAUGUGCCCUCUUGGCACAAGUUGAAACACAAGACAAUGUUGUCCUUCCUGGAAGUUGGCAACAUUUGGCUUUCACAUACAAAGAAUUAUUUGAAAGUAAGAACAAAGUCUGCAGCAAAAUACAGAUGUGGGUCUCUGGACAGAGGAAAACAAAUGCCACAGUGGAAUAUAAUCCUCCAAGAAAAGGUAGCCUGCCAUCUGACAGCAACAAAGCUUUUUGUAUGAUUGGGCAUCAUAUGCCAUCCCAAGAAGACAGCACGCUAUUGGCAGGACAGCUGAGUUUGGGAAACUUGCUCCUAUUUAAUGGUCCAACACUUGGCAUUGAAGAGGCUUUUCAUUUAUAUUGUCGAGGUCCUGAUUUUACAUCAUUAGUGACUUGUAAGCAUGGUGAUAUUAUUAUUGACCAUUGCAAGUACAUUUCAAAGGAAAUUCUGCAGAAUGAGCACAUACAUGAUUUUCUCAUAAAAAAUAACGGAAUCAACAUGACUUCUUUAAUUGAAAAUCUUGCAAUUGUGUAUGAUAUGCAUAACCCUGCUUGUUACACAAUAUAUGAACCAGUAAUCAGGAUGAAAGGAAGCCUAAAAAUGCCAUCCUCUCAAAGACCAUUCAUUGCCAAAGAAGUUACUAGCAGAACAUUGGACUCGCAGUCAUUGAAGAUGCUACAGCCACAUGUUAAGAAAAAUAUACACAGUGUUCUGCACGAGAUUGGAGGAAUUGGAGCGAUUGUGUUUCUGUUUGCAAGAAUUGUGGAGAUCAGCAACUGUGAAAAGACGCAGUCAUUGGGAUUACAAACAAUAUUGUCUCUCACAAAAUAUGACCAACAGAGAAUACAAGAGAGUGAAAACUGCGAUAUUUACUCAAUGAUACACCAAGUCUUUUUAAGACCUAACUGUAUUGUGGGAUAUCAUAUGCUAAAGACUCUUCUUAAAGGAUGCACAGGUGACUGGUUACUCAGUACAAGUGAAAAUGAACAAUUUCAUCUCAAUGUUGAUACUACAUCUGUGAUCCAAGACAUCAGAUUACUAGAACACUUGCUGCUGGACUGGAAAAUUUGGUCAAAGGCAGAGGCUGGUGUCUGGGAAACGUUGCUGACCGCUUUAGAAAUAUUAAUCAGAGAUAAUCAUCCUCACAAGCUGUUUAAUAUAAAGCAGUUGCUAAAAGCCAGAGUGGUGCAUCAUUUCCUGCUUGCAUGUCAGGUUCUUCAGGAACACAGGGAAGGUUAUAUUGUAUCUAUUCCUCAAGAAGUUUGUAGAUCAUAUAUCAAAAUUAUUGAGGAAGUUCUUGGGUCACCUCCAGAAUUGGAUCUGCUUAGAUUGAUCUUCCGUUUCCUCUUGGCGGUCCAUCCACCAACAAAUACAUAUGUUUGCCAUAAUCCAAACAACUUUUUCUUCUCCUUACACAUAGAUGACAAGAUAUUUCAAGAAAAACUGAAAUCUGUUAUAAAUCAGAGACAUUCUACCUUUGGAGGAAGAUCCUCUGUCAGUCCUGAGCUUUCACGCAGAAGUCCCUUGGAAUUUUCUGUUGCAGUCCCUAAAGAUACAGAUGCCUCGCAACAACAAACACAUCUUUCUGUGAUAGAGAGGAUUCGGUCCAAGAGCUUGCCAGCAUCUCCAUCAUGUUCACCUAAAAUGCAUCCUAAAAGGUUAGGCAGAAGCUUGGGUAAGAGUACAGAAGACUUGACAGGUUCUGUAAGGAGUGACCAAGGUAUUCCAGACAAAACAUGUCAUUUGGAAUACAGAUUUGAAGUGCUUAAAAAAAAGGAAGAUCAGUAUGUAAGCAGCUGUGAGUCUGCACAAACCAUAUGUGAAUCAUUGCUGCUUUCUGAAUGUGUCACAAUUAUUGAGCCUUCCAAAGAAGACUUUGAAAGAUCUGCCUUCAGCCCGGAAAAUGCAAAUGACGCAGGCAAAACAGCUCCGUUUGAAGGUACUGGUGAAGUGUUGUUGCAGCGUCCUGAUUAUCUUAAAGGAAUUUACUCACAGCGGAAAGGGCAGAGUAAUGUCAGCUUUGCAUUUCCUACAAAUGGAUCUUUAACCAGUGCAAUUUGGACAGAUGUUCCGGAGAAGAAAAAUUCUGAAGAAUGGGGCAGCUUUCCCUUCUCCCCAAUUUUUGACCUUACGCACAGAGAUUCUGUCACAAUAGAGGAAAGAUCAAUGGAUGAUUGUAUUCACCUUGUGUGCUGUGGGUUUUAUGACCUUUUAUGCGGCGUGGUUCUUACAAUGCCCGAUGUUAUGGUAGCUGAUGUUCUCAAUGAAAUUAUUCAACCUGAUGUUCUGAUAGUAUUGGUCAACCAUCCAUCUUCUCUGAUUCAACAAGGAGUUCUAAAACUGUUAAAUGCAUAUUUUCACCGUGCAUCCAAGGAACAUAAAGAGGCCUUUUUAAAAAAAAAUGGGUUCUCCUUGCUUGCCAAUCAGUUAUACCUACACCAGGGAAGUCAGAGGGUGAUAGAAUGCUUGCUAGAGAUGUUUUUUGGACGCCAAUUUGGACUGGAUGAGGAGUUUGAGGUUGAAGAUAUAAAAGCAGUGGGUGUUUUUCGGAAGUGGUGUAUCAUCCCCAUACUUGGGUUAAUUGAAAAUUCCUUACAUGACGCCACCUUGUUGCACAAUUCAUUUUGUUUUUUGCUUCAGAUCCUUAACUCCUGCUCAAAAGUUGCUGAUAUGCUGCUUGAUAGUGGUUUGCUCUAUGCCUUGUGUAAUACGUUGGCAACUUUAUGUGGUAUUGAAACAAGUGUUUCCCAGGACGAAUAUAUUUUACUUGCAUGUGAUUUACAGCAACUGCUGAUAGCUGUCACAAUACAUUCCUGCAGUUCAUCUGGAUCUCAGUACUUCAGAAUUGUUGAAGACAUGAUUAUAAUACUUGGGCAUCUAAAUGAGAGCAAAAAUGAAAGGCUGCAAAGCAUGUCCGUUUUAAUGCAGUUCAAAAUUUUGCACUCCGCUAUUGAGUUCAUUAAGACAACCUCAAACCAAGACUCGCAAUCUGUUGGCAGUUCAUGUAGCUUCCUCCAAUUAUCUCAUGCAAAAUAUCCCAAGAGUAAAAGUAUUGCUGGUGCUCAAAGAUUAUCAUUUGCACAAUCUGAUCCAUUGUUAAUGACCAUGCGUUCAGUUGCAAGUAGUGAGCUUACGGAGCUGAUGCAGAGAAGAAUGAGCCAAGAAAAUCCAAUAAGAGCCUCUGAAGCUGAAUUUGUACAGAGGCUACGAAGACUGACCGUUCUUUCUGUCAAUAGGCUAAUUUACCAAGACGUCUCAGAAAAUAGGAUAUGUCCAGAAUCACAUUUUGAAUGUUCUGAAGAUGAGAUGCAAUUGAAUGCUUGCCAUGUUAAAAAUGAAUUUCAAAACGAGUUGUUUAAAAUAAUGGUUGAAGGAGUCAAACUAUCAUUGGGUUCAAGUAGAAGCGGUUCUCCCAAACAUCAGUGGAAAACAAUUCUUUUCUUAUGCAAUGACACCUUUCGUGUUCAGCUUGGAAGGCUUUUGGUACAUCUCUUAUCUCCAUCACAACUAAUUGGAGAUCGGAAAAAAGUCCUUGACCUAGUUAAUGAAUCUAAGCAUCAAGACAUUUUAGCAGAUUGUUUAAGUCCAGGUUUGCAGCAUGGACCCAAGUUGGCUCUGUAUUUGUUUGAACUAAUGCAUGAUCACAAAGAAAAUUUAACCAAAGAAGACCAGGCCAUGGGAGCUUUGCUUAUGGGGGCAUUAAAGCAGUCUGGUUACAAAUGUAUCCCUCCAAAUGUCCCGUUGAAGUUAGACCUAGUUAAAGCCACCAAAGAGGAACAGAAAAAAUAUGAGAAUGAAGAGAAUACGAACAAAGCUGCUUGGAAAAAGACUAUCCUGAAUAAUCAGCAAAAACUUUUUCAGCGCCUGGAAUCAAAAUUAAAGGAUAUUUCCAAAAUUGCUGGUGAUGUAACGCAAAGUGUGUCUUUGUCUCAGGGAAUGGAAAGAAAGAAUAUUAUACAACAUAUUCGCAGUAUGUACAAAGUAGAUUUAAGUGCAAGCAGACAUUGGCAAGAACUUGUUCAGCAACUGACUCAUGACGGGGCUCUUUGGUAUGAUCCGGAAUCAUACCCAUCAUCUUGUCAGCUGGAUCCAACAGAGGGUCCAAACAGAGAGAGAAGACGUUUACAAAGGUGCUACUUAACCAUUCCAAACAAGUACAUUCUCAGGGACAGACAAAGACAAGAAGAAUCUGUUAAGCCACCUUUAUCUUACCUUUUUGAAGACAAAACACAUUCUUCAUUAUCUUCUACUGUGAAAGAGAAAGCUGCAAGUGAACUAAUAAGGGUCAAUCGGAGAUGUAUAAAUGUUGCACCAUCAAGAGAAACACUUGGAGAACUCUUACUAGGCAAAACUGGGAUGUAUUUUGUUGAAGACUCUGCAUCUGACACCAUAGAAUCCAAUUCUUUGCUUGGUGAGUCGGAACCUGCCUCAUUUUCCUGGACUUAUGAAGAAAUCAAAGAAGUUCACAAGCGCUGGUGGCAACUGCGAGACAAUGCUGUAGAGAUCUUUUUAACAAAUGGAAGAACCCUAUUGUUGGCAUUUGACAACGCAAAAGUGCGAGAUGAUGUUUACCAAAAAAUAUUGACCAAUAACCUUCCAAAUCUACUGGAGUAUGGAAAUAUUACAGCUCUUACUCAGCUCUGGUGCUCUGGGCAGAUAACCAACUUUGAAUAUCUUACUCAUUUAAACAAGCAUGCUGGCCGAUCAUUCAAUGACCUAAUGCAGUAUCCAGUUUUUCCAUUCAUACUGAAUGAUUACACCAGCGAAACACUUGACCUGAGCAGCACCUCAGUUUAUAGGAAUCUUUCUAAGCCUAUUGCUGUACAAUCAAAAGAAAAGGAAGACCGGUACAUAGAUAAUUAUAAGUAUCUGGAAGAUGAGUAUUGUAAAGGAGACAGAGAGGAUGACCCAAUGCCUCCAGUGCAACCAUAUCAUUAUGGAUCACAUUACUCAAACAGUGGGACCGUGCUUCAUUUUUUGGUCAGAAUGCCUCCUUUUACCAAAAUGUUCCUAGCAUAUCAAGAUCAAAGCUUUGAUAUUCCUGACAGAACAUUUCAUUCUAUGAAUACAACGUGGCGUUUAUCUUCUUACGAAUCCAUGACCGAUGUAAAAGAGCUGAUACCAGAAUUUUUUUAUUUGCCAGAAUUUUUAGCAAACAGAGAAGGAUUUGAUUUUGGUGUGCGCCAAAAUGGAGAUCGCGUUAAUCAUGUUAACCUUCCCCCUUGGGCCAGAAAUGAUCCCCGACUAUUUAUCCUAAUUCAUCGUCAAGCCCUAGAGUCUGAUCACGUCUCUCAAACAAUAUGUCACUGGAUUGACCUGGUAUUUGGCUAUAAGCAGAAAGGACGUGCUGCUGUUCAAGCCAUUAAUGUGUUCCAUCCAGCCACUUACUUUGGAAUGGAUGUUUCAGCAGUAGAAGAUCCUGUACAGAGACGGGCAUUGGAGACUAUGAUUAAGACAUAUGGACAGACCCCACGUCAGCUGUUCCAGAGUGCACAUGUGUGUCGCCCAGGAUCAAAACUCCUAAUGGAAGGCGAACUCCCUGCUGCUAUGGGAUUGCUAGUGCAACUUGCAUUUAGGGAAAACCGGGAGAGCAUGAAAGAAAUUACAUACCCUAGUCCACUGCCUUGGAUACGAGGACUGAAAUGGGGAGAAUAUGUUGGUUCUCCAAGCGCUCCAGAUCCCAGUGUCUGCUUUAGUCAGCCUCAUGGAGAAAGAUUUGGUUCUUUGCAGGCAUUGCCUACCAGGGCCAUUUGCGGCUUAUCAAGAAAAUUCUGCUUGAUGAUCAGUUAUAGCAAGGAGCAAGGUGUUCGAAGCAUGCACAGCACGGAUAUCCAGUGGUCUGCAAUCCUUAGCUGGGGCUAUCCUGAUAACAUCCUGAGACUAAAAAGCAAACAGAGUGAACCCCCUGUGAAUUUCAUCCAGUGUUCUGAACUCCAUCAGGUCACAAGCUGUGCUUGGGUGCCAGACAGUUGUCAGCUCUACACGGGCAGCAAAUGUGGAGUUAUCACAGCAUAUUUGAAUCGUUUCACUAACACUACGCUUAUGGAAAUCGAGGUAGAAUCCCAAGUCCAUCUAUAUGGUCACACCGGAGAAAUAACCAGUCUGUUUGUGUGUAAAUCAUACAGUAUAUUAAUUAGUGUCAGCAAGGAUGGAACAUGCAUCAUAUGGGAUCUGAACAGGUUAUGUUAUGUUCAAAGUCUUACAGGCCACAAAAGUCCUGUAACUGCAGUUUCUGCUAGUGAAACAACAGGAGACAUUGCAACAGUGUGCGACUCAGUUGGUGGUGGUAGUGACUUGAGACUUUGGACUGUGAAUGGUGAUCUCAUUGGACAUGUACAUUGUAGAGAGAUAAUUUGUUCUGUUGCAUUUUCUAACCAACCUGAAGGAGUGUCAGUCAAUGUAGUUGCUGGAGGACUUGAAAACGGUAUUGUCCGGUUAUGGAGUACUUGGGAUUUGAAACCGGUUCGAGAAAUAACAUUCCCAAAAUCCAACAAGCCAAUUGUAAGCCUUACCUUUUCCUGUGAUGGCCACCAUCUCUACACAGCUAACAGCGAGGGUACAGUGAUUGGCUGGUGUCGCAAGGACCAACAACGCCUGAAAUUGCCUAUGUUCUAUUCCUUCCUCAGCAACUAUGCAGCUUGUUAAUAAUACAAAGAUUCAAAUUUUGAUAUAUUUUCUGAUAGUUUAUAUGCUUCCAUAUGCCCAUAGCAGUACUCUUUGAAAGGGGACACUUGCUCAAUAUAUAUUUUUAAUAUAUAAUGUAAAAAUAAAUAUAUUUGAAUUGCAAAAUACUCAAGAAUAUUUAUUGCCGAUGACAACAAUUUGUUGUCCCCGUGGCUGUUGAUAAAAAGCUUUAUAAAUAGAGUUUACUGUUUUCUACUUUUGGACCACCUACCAUUACUGUUCAUUCUCACAACCCCAUGUAACAAAUCAAGACAGGUCACCUUGUGAAACAGCUCAUUAACCAGGAGCCAGGAUAUAUUUAUACUGCAGCUUAUGGCCCUGGGAGACUCCAAAACCUCUGUUAAAGAGGACUGGACCACUCAUUGAACUUUGCUUUGAGCAGCUUCAUUACUACAUCUAAUGUGAUCUAUAAGUUGAGUAGUCCAGCUUCAGACAGCUCCAUGUUUACUAGUGUGGGAUUUAGUAUAGGGUAUGGGAUGUCCACAAGCAGAUAUAGAUAUAUAUAUAUAGAUAGAUAUAUAUAUGCACAGUACAUCUCCACUUAAUAUACACUGUUCAGGGCAGCAUCCAAGGUCUUAAUAGAAGAAAACACUGAACUCUAUCCCAUAAUGCAGGGAUUCCCAACCACGGUUCUUAAGGCAAAUUAACAGUCCAGGUUUUAAGGACCACUAUUACUUGAGCACUUUUUACUCAAUUAGUACCUCCGUUAUUUUGAAACCAUCUGUGCUGAAGCAUGGAUACCAUAAAACAUGUACUGUUAGUGUGCCCUGAGGAAUAUGGGAUAUCUAUUUAAUGUGCAAUAUUUUCAUCUGUGAAGACCUUGGAGUGCUGCCUUUUAACAGUAUGUAUAUAUGUGUGUGUGUUUAGGGAUGCAGUUAAUAUACUGCCUGUUGGGAUCCCGGCAUUCAGUAUACAGACGCCGGAAUCUUGACAGCCGGGAAAAUGACGGCGAUUAGAAUUCCGACCACAGCCCAUAUUCCCACUCGGCAAUGGGUCCACACGAUGAGUGGGAAUAUAACCUGUGGGGAGUGAAGCUUGGUGCCGGGAUUCCGGCUGACAGGAUGCCACUGUCGGAAUAGUGACAGACGGCAUCCUGUCUGCCAGUCUCCCGUAUGUAUACCUGUGUUUUAUAUAUAUAUAUAUAUAUAUUGUAUGCAAAUAUUGGCAAUGGAAUAUUAAAUUAUUGUUUACUGGAGAUUUGUUCUUCCUUAUUUUGUUACUGAUUAUACAACUGACAUGACAGUAAACCAUAUGCAACCUAAGCACUUUGAAGACAAGCCAUAAAGAGGCAAGCGGUCCACAUUAUAGAAAUUGUAAAUUGCAUUGUCAUGAAUAGUAAAGAAAAUAUGUGGACCAAUGACUGAAUACUGGUGAUCAAAAAUUAUUUUUUUUCACAAAACUCUUUCCCUUGUGACCAUUGAGAAAAUCUGCGUUUCGCCGAACCCUUUGGCAAAUGCUUACUCUGUACACUCAGGCCUGAACAGUGACUGUGAGUGAGCACAGUGAGACAGUGGACAGCACUGCUUGUAUUUACAAGCGCUUGCAGCAGCUUGGAAGCUUUCAAAGUGAAAUGCAUUACAGACGCCUUAUAGCUGCCCCAUGUAUGAGGCCUUACUGUGUCACUUUGUAGAAAUAUUAAAACACGAUGGACACGAUGGAUUUUUAUGUUACAAUGUUAUGUUAUGAUAAAAUGCAUUGAUGUUUUGUUUUGCAAUCCAUGAAGUGAUACUGUUUUGUCUUUAAUACCGUAUGUUAGAUAUUAUACUACAAAAAAAUAAAUUAGAGUUUUGUUAUGUGUAUUUGCAGUCACUUUUUAUAGGGGAUUCUGGAGUUUAUCCAAGUUUGUUAUUAAACCAAAAAAACACAUUAAUGGGCCAAACCAUGUUGCACUGCAGGUGUUUUUUUGGUUUGCUAACAAACCUGAAUAAGGACCUCUGUCCUUAGACGACUUUAGAUUGUACAUGUCUUCGUAACGUUUCACUACAUACCGUGCUUUGUUGUAUUAGCUUGUUUCUGUGUUUUCCCACAAGACCUCUCUUAUUUUAUAUUUUAUUUGCCUUAGGACAUAACACAACUGCUCUGUUCUAUGUAUUGGAUGUAGCUGUAGGCAUCAACAGUUCUCUAAUAUGUCCAAGAACAGAGAAGAAAAAUAGUUGUCCUGGCUUUACUGAAAAGCACAGAGGGGAUCCAGAAAGAUAAAGCAAGGUGUUUAAUGAAUGCUGCAUGAGCAAAUAACCUAAAGUCACCUGAAAGUGGAUAAAACCUUUAUAAAGUUGUCAUGUUCAGUGUGCAUUCAUAAAUUGCUCUGCUGUGUUUCUAUAAUGUUCUACCAAUAAACUACAUAUAGCUGUUAUCUACAAAA
This is a messenger RNA of Pseudophryne corroboree (corroboree frog), 13769 nucleotides long. RefSeq names its product lysosomal trafficking regulator (gene LYST). The transcript is spliced from 52 exons. Gene Ontology annotation, molecular function: protein binding. Lineage: Eukaryota; Metazoa; Chordata; Amphibia; Anura; Myobatrachidae. The coding region runs from base 272 to 11368 and encodes 3698 amino acids. The record is from RefSeq and is a predicted model, not a curated record.